Molecule: messenger RNA, 2444 nt
Organism: Cuscuta epithymum
Lineage: Eukaryota; Viridiplantae; Streptophyta; Magnoliopsida; Solanales; Convolvulaceae
Source: the annotation of a GenBank genome assembly
GCAGGGGCAUCGAAGCGCGCUUUCCAAUUUUCAAAUCCACUAAACGGCCAUUUUCACUCUCUUCUUCAAAUCUCUCUGCCACCAUCUUCAUACCUCCAUAGCCAGUCACACCGCAAAUCUCCAGCACAAUGGCCACUCUUACACCAGGAAUCCUCUUGAAGCUCCUCCAGUCGAUGAACACGAACGCCAGAGUCACCGGCGACCACCGCUCUCCGCUCCUCCAGGUGAUUGGAAUCGUGCCGGCGCUUUCCACGUCCGAUUCCUUGUGGGCACAUCACGGGUUCUAUGUUCAACUCUCCGACUCUCUGAAUUCCACCUACGUCUCCCUCUCCGACCGAGACACGGAUCUCAUCCUCACCAACCGUCUUCAGCUAGGUCAGUUUGUCCAUGUCGAACGCUUCGUCUUUGACUCCCCACCCGUCCCACGCGCACUCAAUAUCCGCCCGAUAGCUGGUAGGCACAGCUCUGUUGGGUCCCCUGAGCCUCUAAUCGCUCGGAUCUCUCCUAAGAACGGAGGGUUUGUUAUCCAGCCAGUCACGGAUUCGGACCCCAUUGCUGCAUAUUUGCCGAGAAGUGGAAGAAGUGAGAAUGAAAUUAAGGGGACCGGUAAAGAUGAGGACAAAAUUGGUAACAGAAAAGUUUUUUCUGCAAAGGAGAACGUUGGUUUGGAAGACCCUUCAAAUAAAACUGUGCCUGAGAAGUCUACACCGGCGCCGGCUGCUCCUCAAAGGUUUUCGUCCCCAGGAUCUGCGAGGCAGAGGUCACUAUCCUCAAGUAAGAAAAGCGUUGCUGCGGAGAGAGAUCCAUCGCCUGCUGGAAAAGUGAAGAGGUCAGCAUCACCCGUGCCAUCCAAGUGUGUCGUGCCUAGCCUUGUGUCAGCCAAGGAGGAGAAUCGCCGGACGUCAAGAGAGGCGGCCAUCAUAGUGCCUUCAAGAUACAGGCAGCCUUCGCCGACAUCGGGUAGGAGGCAAGCAAGUCCGGUGGUCUCAAGAAGGAUGUCUCUCUCGCCUGCACGGAGGUUGUCCGGUGUGAAAGAUUCUUCAGGAAAAAAGAAGAUAACAGCUAUUGCUGCCGGAAUUUCCAAGGUCUCCGAGGCAAUUGUCGGGUCUAGUAAAUCUAGUAGAAAGAGUUGGGAUGAAGGUCCAGCUGUCUCAGCUGGGCUGUCGGACUUCAAAGCCACCCGGAAUAAGCCCGAUUUGCAGGCAAUUCUCAGAACUCAGGCUGCCAUUUCUAGGCGUUUGAGUGAUGCAAGUAUAUCUCAAGAUGAUGGUGCAAGUGAUGAAAAGGUGAAAUGUGCAGAACGAUCUGUAGAAUCAGAGAAGCUGAACAUGGCUCCAGUCAUACGAAUUCAUGAGAAGAAAUGGACAGAUGGCAGUGUUCCGCUAGACUCGCUCACUCCUGACCUUGCAAUACUUGGAAAGGAAGCUAGGCAAAGAAGAGUUGUUGCCUCAAAGGCUGCCGCAGAUGCUUUAGAAGAGGCCCUUGCCACUGAAUCCAUUGUUAGAGGCUUGAGCAUGUUUUCUGAAAUCUGUUCAAGUUCAAAGAAGGCUGAGAACCCGUUGCCUACAAUAGACCGCUUUUUGUCUGUCUAUGAAGAUGUGGUGAAAUCAACAUCAGUUGUUGAAUCAGUCACCAUUACCCACUCUUCACCAGAACUUCAAGAAAAUUUCUCAACUGAUCAGUCCAACAAACCAUCUUCUCUUUGGGUUGAGGCUGCUUUAGCAACUGAUCUUGAAGUCGUCUCGCUCCUAACAACAGACCACAACUUAGAACCUACACCAUCCCCUCUUGAGAAAAGUGCACCCAAGAAACAUGGAAAAUCAUCAUUAUCAUCUAUCAAACCUUUUUCUGGACCAGUUUCUUCUUCUCCAGUUUGGAAAAGGGGUGAAGGAAUGAAUGAGACUCUGGAACUAGCAAAGAAGUUGCAAGCAGAGAUGGAAUUAUGGUUCCUCGGGUUUGUUAAGGACUCGUUGGAAGUUGGUUUUCAGGUUCUCCAGAGAUGCCCUUCCCAAGUAGAUGGAGAAGAUCUCAAGUGUGGCCCAAUCGCGUCCAUUCUUUCCCAGCUGAAGAGAGUCAACACCUGGUUGGACCAAAUUUCCAGGAAAGAAGAGGGCUUGGCGGAAAAGAUUGAGAGGUUGAGGAUGAAGAUAUAUGGAUUUGUUAUCCAAAAUGUGGGAUCAGUAGAAAAUUCAGCAUAAUUUUGAGCUAUUUAGUUUUUUCAUCGUCUUUUUCCUGGAAGAAUGCCCAUAGUACCUGCUGGUAGUAAUGUGUUUGUUCUCUAUUACCACCAUAUAUGGUAGUAAUGUGUUUGCUUUUGCGAUGAUUUCUUGAGCAGAAACAGUAUAAUUUUUUACCUUUCUUAGCAAUCUUCGGCUAACAAUUUAUUGAUGCUCUGUUUGGCAUUUGUAAGAGCAGUUUUUUCGUACUCGUUAAAAACCCAUAUA